Messenger RNA from Rangifer tarandus platyrhynchus (Svalbard reindeer), 390 nucleotides. The record is from the annotation of a GenBank genome assembly. NCBI's taxonomy places the organism in Eukaryota, Metazoa, Chordata, Mammalia, Artiodactyla, Cervidae.
AUGGCAAUGUUGCCUCCCCCGGGACCUCAGAGCUUUGUCUUCUUCACAAAACAGUCUCUUGCCCUCAUUGAACAACGUAUUGCUGAAGGAAAAGCAAAGGAGCCCAAAGAAGAAAAGAAAGACGAUGACGAAGAAGGGCCAAAGCCAAGCAGUGACUUGGAAGCCGGCAAACAGCUGCCCUUCAUCUAUGGGGACAUUCCUCCGGGCAUGGUGUCAGAGCCUCUGGAGGACUUGGACCCUUACUAUGCAGACAAAAAAACUUUCAUAGUGUUGAACAAAGGGAAAGCAAUCUUCCGUUUCAAUGCCACACCUGCUUUGUACAUGCUGUCUCCUUUCAGUCCUCUCAGAAGAAUAUCUAUUAAGAUUUUAGUACAUGCAUAUCCUUUUUAA